This is a messenger RNA of Diprion similis, 1302 nucleotides long. Its product is annotated as ubiquitin-conjugating enzyme E2 Q2. Lineage: Eukaryota; Metazoa; Arthropoda; Insecta; Hymenoptera; Diprionidae. Gene Ontology annotation, cellular component: nucleus. Gene Ontology annotation, molecular function: ubiquitin conjugating enzyme activity. The coding region runs from base 152 to 1300 and encodes 382 amino acids. Gene Ontology annotation, biological process: protein polyubiquitination. The record is from RefSeq and is a predicted model, not a curated record. The transcript has 6 exons.
UGUGAGAGUUGCCGAAAGCAUCGAAAGCUCAGUUGAGUUGCGGUCGCCAUUUUCUCGGGAGUAAUCUGUCUGUCGUGUUUUUGAUCCUGAAGUGUUUUUCGAAAGAAGAUCUGUCGAAAAUUAAGGCCCAUCUCUCAGGGGCGUCCGUCAAAUGGCUUGCUUGAACACUUUAAAACAAGAAAUUAAAACUCUCGAGUCCGUGUUUCCCAAGAGCCAUGAAAGGUUUCAGAUAAUGUCCGCGAGUGUCGACGAGCUCAGCUGCAGGUUCGUCGGUAAAAAUGGGAAGAAAUACGACAUUCAUGCCAAUAUUACAGAAACCUACCCUUCUACGCCACCGGUUUGGUUUGCGGAAUCGGAGGAAACAAGCGUGACAAAUGCAGUACAGAUUCUAAGUAACACAACAGGCCGAGACAACCAUGUAAUUAAUCAGGUGGGAAUACUUCUGAAGGAAUUAUGCCGCUUGCACUCUUUGCCCGAACCACCUGAUGUCGAGCGAUUAAGAACAGCUCUAGACCCGCUUCGGCUAGGUGGAGCAGCUGCUGCUGCACAAAGGAUGGAAGCUGAGGAUGUGGAAGAUAUAGAAGAUGAUGAAGAAAGUGAGACUGAAGAGGACCUCCAUUUAGAUAUGGAUGAGGGAGAAGCCAAUGCCAAAAGCAAGGGCGAUGAGAUGGACCUGGAGCAUCUGGCGACACUGGAAAGGUUGAGACAAAAUCAGAGACAAGAUUAUUUAAAAGGAUCAGUAUCGGGUAGUGUUCAAGCCACCGAUCGACUUAUGAAAGAACUGCGUGACAUAUACCGAAGUGAUAGUUUCAAGAAAGGAAUGUACAGCAUAGAACUUGUUAAUGAUAGCUUGUAUGAGUGGAAUAUCAGGUUAAUGUGUGUCGACCCUGAUUCGCCACUUCACAAUGAUCUUGUUCUUCUCAAAGAAAAAGAGGGCAAAGACAGUAUUCUUCUCAACAUGCUAUUUAAGGAAACCUACCCAUUUGAACCACCUUUCGUGCGAGUUGUUCAUCCGAUAAUUUCGGGUGGCUACGUACUGGUAGGUGGUGCGAUUUGUAUGGAAUUGUUAACGAAGCAAGGAUGGAGUUCAGCAUACACGGUAGAAGCCGUUAUAAUGCAGAUUUCUGCAACAUUGGUAAAGGGAAAGGCACGCAUACAGUUCCAAGGAGCAGGUGGAGGAGGAAAAGUUUGUGGCAACCAGGGCCAAUACAGUCUCGCACGUGCACAGCAGUCAUUUAAGUCCCUUGUACAGAUACACGAAAAAAAUGGCUGGUUUACACCACCGAAAGAGGAUGGCUAAUA